Messenger RNA from Naegleria fowleri, 3096 nucleotides. RefSeq lists its product as uncharacterized. Gene Ontology annotation, molecular function: protein binding; RNA binding. The coding region runs from base 1 to 3096 and encodes 1031 amino acids. The record is from RefSeq and is a predicted model, not a curated record. The transcript has 2 exons. Lineage: Eukaryota; Heterolobosea; Eutetramitea; Acrasida; Naegleriidae.
AUGAGCGAAUCAGAAUUAUUCCUCACCAAGAGAAGUCGAUCAUCAUUCGAAAGUGAUGAGGAAAGUGAUGACAACAACGAAAGUGGCUAUUCCUCAGACACAGAACCAGAAAUGGACGAGAAUGAUGAAACAAAGCAGCUAGAAGAGGAGUUUUCUAAUUUAGUGGUUGUUUCUCAAAGUGAGUUGGACACUAUGGAACAACGACUUUCUUCAAAUCCGAUGGCUUAUUAUCGUGAAUGGCUUGAUUUGAUCAAGCAAUAUAGAUUCCGAUACUAUGCAAGUUCUAAGAACAUUUCUAAUAAGAAUACGACAGAUCUUCCUCCAGCAUAUUCAUCACUCACCAAUGAAAAAACUUAUAUAAAUGUUUCAGCAUUUGAAAAAUUGAGACAAAUUCGUUGGAACAUGUCAGAUCAGGUUCCUUUGGGGGAAAAGAGGUGGAUUGAAUGGCUUAAAGAAGAAGAAGAAUAUUUGGAGGAGUUGUGUUUUUCUGUUAAUACAAAGAUGAUCAUCGGCUCCGAUAAUUCUUCGAACGCAAAUAUUGAUAACACCAGAAACACCAUUUUAUUAAUUUAUGAGAGAUGUUUGUUGUGGGAGAAUCCUUUAUACAAAAAUAUUGCCGAACAAUACUGUAAUUUUAUUUUGAAAUAUUAUGAAGAGGAUUCAAGGAAUGAGCAAUUUAUCGAAGAUUCAUUUAAUUUUGUUUUUGAAUUAAUUGGAUUUAAACCUUCCAUUUGCGAUUUAUUCUUGGAGUACUUACAGAGAAAAGAAGCCGAUAAGACGUCUGAAAAGCAAAUUUGGAGCCAAAAAAUUCGUAACAUGUACAGAAAGCAGCUCGAAAUUCCGUCUCAGAACGUGUUUAAGGUUUGGAACAGCUAUAUUUCUUGGGAUAAAAACACUAGCGAUGUGGCGACUGCUGAACGCAACAUCCAAGAAAUGAAUGUCAUCAAAGUAAGAUGUAUGAAGGAACUUGAGGAAAGGCUCGGCCUUGAAGCAGAUCUUUCCCAAUCCGAUGAAAACAAUAAGGAAACAAACUAUCUUAAAUAUGUGCAAUUUGAAGAGGCGAAGUACCAAGAAUGUAAAAACUAUUUGAAAACCUUUAAUAACGAUCAAUCUCCGACUAUUGAUAUGAGCUUUCACGAAUUGACUACUGUAUUGCAAAUUCAAAAAGCUAGAAUUGUGGAAUUACUCAAAACAGGUUCAUUCGAAUGUUGGAAGAGCGAACAAAUGUGGCAGAAAUAUUUCUCUUUCUUAGUGUCUGAACGAUCAUAUGGCACAUCCUCUCAAACAAGCCAUUCCAUGAUUAUCAAGAAAUUAAUAUCAGCCUAUACUCAAUUAAGACAGCUGAAGUAUUUAUCAAUAUCUCCAUUUGAAACAUAUAUUUCGAAUUUUAUUGAGGUCGCACCCAACGAUCAGAUAAAUACUAUGGUGCAAGCUUGUGUAACCUCUUUCGUGGCCACCAAGAAUAAUCCUUGGAGCUCCACAUUAUGGAACAAUGUGUUGAUUGGCCUUUCCUAUUUAUUCGAAGCCUUAGAUCUCCAUCCAAAUACUAUCACACAGUUAACAUCGAAGUUUUCAGAGCUGAUGCAAAAUGUAAUGUAUCACAGAGUUCUUGGGGGUUUAAAUUGCUAUGCCAAUGACUUGGUUUACAAAGAUUUUUAUCAAGUCUUCUCCUUCUAUUGUACAGUACUAGCCAGGUUAAACAGAUUCCUGUUCACACAAAGUGUGAUUUAUGCUAAUGGCGGAAUUACUGUGCAAGACUUGCCCAAGUGUCAACAAGAGGUGUUUACGGCAGCUGAGCAAGGAUUCGAAAAUCUCAUUGGAUACAUGAAACAAUAUUUUGUUAAGGAUGAUGCAAAGACCUAUCUGUUGGAAUUACAGUAUACUGAAUUCAUGCUGGAAAAUGAACAGCCAUUACGUGCCAAAGAAUUAUUUGAAUUAUAUAUACUAGAGACUAGUGACAAUAAGAAAGAUAUCAAAGUCUGGUAUGAGUACAUACGAUUACUUGAGCGUUUAAAUUGGUUUGCGAUCGAUAGAGAGAAAGCACUUGCUACAAAAAUUUCGAGUAUCAGAAAUGCAUAUUUGGAAGGUGUCAAAUUCAUAGAAUCAAUAUCUAAUCGAAAAGCAUUCAUCAAAUCAUGGAUUCUAUUUGAAAAAUGUAAUUGUGAUUCAUUAGAUACAGUUUUCAUGGCAGAAAAAAAAUUUGAGAAUCUUAACAUGGAAGAGGCCCAAACCAAAAAAGAGAAGAAGGAAGCGAAACGAAAGGAAAAGGCUGAAUCCAAUAAAAAGGAGAAGGCACAACAAGAAAAGCAAGAGCCAAACACAGGAGAAUCGCAAAAAGAAGCAACCAAAGAAAAAGCAGAGAAACCAAAGAAAUCAAAGAAAGAGAAGGAAAAAGAGGAACCAAAAACUAAAAAAGUUAAACUGGAAGAAAACAUCAAUGAAUCGGGAACUGCAUCCUCAUUAGCAAAAUCUGAAGAAGCAACUAAGGAAAGCAAGACACACAAAAGCCACAAUGUAGUACUUUGGAAUUUACCCUACAAGAUGAAAGAAGACGACCUGCGUACACUUUUCCAAAAUGAAUCGUUUGAGACCAAACGUGUUACUCUGGUGAAAAAACAAAAUGGAUCCUCGAAGGGAAUGGCUUUCGUUGAAAUGCCCGAUGAUGUUUCACUACAAAAUGCCAUUCAAAAGUUUAAUGGAUACAAGGUUGACGAAGAAGGGCAUGCACUUCAUGCCUCAGAAGCAGAUCCAAAUAAGAUGAAAAGAAUUUUGCACAACCAGAAACAGCUUGAAAAGCACAAAGGAGAACGGACUCAACCAAAAUUCAAGCCAAGCGCAGAAAGGCAAACAUCCUUCUUUGCUGCCUCCUCACAACCCCAACCUGUUUCAAGCGCACCAACGAAAAAACCUGUGUUCAAACCUAGAAAUGUCAAGUCAGCGUCACAUACUUCAAAACCAACAAGUUCUUCCACUCAACAACCCACAACUGCUUUAGCAUCUGGUGCCUCAUCAAGCAAUGCUGUUGUUCCAAAAGUUGGUGGAUUAAGCAACGAAGAUUUUAAGCGUUUCUUGCGCCCAAGUGAAACCCAAAAAUGA